Molecule: messenger RNA, 1023 nt
Organism: Galdieria sulphuraria
Lineage: Eukaryota; Rhodophyta; Bangiophyceae; Galdieriales; Galdieriaceae
Product: lactoylglutathione lyase
Exons: 6
Coding region: 5-979 (324 amino acids)
Molecular function (GO): lactoylglutathione lyase activity; metal ion binding
Source: RefSeq, a predicted model, not a curated record
AACUAUGAUUCGCAUCAAAGACCCUGAAAAGAGCAAAGACUUUUAUGAAAACAAACUAGGAAUGAAAUUGUUGACUCGGUUGGACUUUCCCAGUCUCACGUUUUCACUCUAUUUCUUUGCGUAUACUCAAGACACACCACCUUCUAUGGAACAAUCACAAACACAACGUGCUCAGUGGUUAUGGAAUGUUCCUUACCCUACCUUGGAACUGACUCAUAACUGGGGUACAGAAAAGGAUCCCCAUUUUUGUUAUCACAACGGUAACAAAGAACCUAAAGGGUUUGGUUACAUUGGCUUUAUAGUGGAUGACGUACAUCAAGCAGUAGAAGCUUUAAAGAAGCAUAAUGUAGCAGUCAUCACAACAAGUGAAUCGAAGAAUGCACCCGUUGCUUAUGUUGCUGAUCCCGAUGGCUAUUGGAUUCAGUUGAUGUCGAGAAAUUCACCCACUUUUUCUGGGGAACAAACACUUAUUGGAAGAGAUCCGGUAUUGUCUCAUACUAUGUUCCGUAUCAAAGAUCCUAUUCAAAGUCAAUCAUUUUAUGAAAAUGGGUUGGGAAUGAAGUUGCUUUGUCGUAUCGAUUAUUCAGAUGAUAAGAUAACCCACUAUUAUUAUGGAUACACCGAUAGCUCCAUUCCAGUCUCUUUUUCUGAUGACAAAGAACGUUUAGAGUUUCUUCUUCGUACCCGAUUCCCCAAAAUGGUAUUGGAACACAAGUGGGGAACGGAAUCUGAUAAUAGCGUAAUAUAUCAUAAUGGAAAUGUCGAUCCUCGAGGAUUUGGUCAUAUUGGUUUGACAGUGGAUGAUAUCUAUCGUGCUUGUGAAAAUGUAGAAAGGGCAGGAUACAAGAUUGUUCGAAAACCAGGUCCUUUUCAAGAUGUGGGAGAGAUUGCAUUUGUUGCCGAUCCCGAUGGAUAUUGGGUGGAAUUGAUCAAGCGUAGUUCUUCGGGACCUGAAAAACCUUAUAGCAAACCAUUGUGAUAAAAAUGCGUCAUCUUGUUGUUAUCAUGUGGAUCUAUUUGUCA